ACACACACACAAACUGAUAUUGGACGACGACAUCGUCAUUCGCCGUUGAAAUUCCUCAAUUCCUUAUUUAUUUUUUUUUGUUCGACUGACGCAUACGGCAUAUUAACAACAAACCCGAUCAAAUUAAAGUGCUGCCAAACAAACAACAACACUCGAGGAACAAAUUCCAAAUAAAGAGACAGAGACAGCAAUAAUGGCAGCCGGCACCACACUGCAGAAGGCCAUCGAUCUGGUGACAAAGGCCACCGAGGAGGAUCGCAACAAGAACUAUGCGGAGGCAUUGCGUCUUUACGAGCACGGCGUCGAGUAUUUCCUCCACACCAUCAAAUAUGAGGCACAGGGCGAGAAGGCCAAGGAUUCGAUACGCGCCAAAUGCCUACAGUAUUUGGAUCGGGCCGAGAAGCUGAAGGAGUAUCUGAAGAAGGGCAAGAAGAAACCACUGAAGGAGGGCGGCAGCGACAGCAGCAGCUCCAAGGAUGACAAGGACAAAAAGAGCGACAGUGACGAUGAAGACGGCGAUGAUCCAGAGAAAAAGAAAUUGCAAAGCAAAAUCGCCGAUGCCAUUGUGAUUGAGAAACCGAAAGUGCAAUGGUCCGAUGUCGCUGGUCUCGAUGCCGCCAAAGAGGCCCUCAAGGAGGCUGUCAUCUUGCCGAUCAAGUUUCCCCAGCUGUUUACGGGCAAACGCAUCCCCUGGAAGGGCAUUCUGUUGUUUGGUCCACCCGGUACGGGUAAAUCGUAUUUGGCCAAAGCUGUGGCAACCGAGGCGAAUCGUUCCACAUUCUUUUCGGUAUCCAGUUCGGAUCUGAUGUCCAAAUGGCUGGGUGAAUCCGAGAAACUGGUGAAGAAUCUCUUUGAGCUGGCCCGUCAGCACAAGCCAUCGAUUAUAUUCAUCGAUGAAAUCGAUUCGAUGUGCUCGGCCCGUUCGGAUAACGAGAACGACAGUGUGCGUCGCAUCAAAACGGAGUUUCUGGUGCAGAUGCAGGGCGUGGGCAACGAUACCGAUGGCAUUCUUGUGCUGGGCGCCACCAAUAUCCCAUGGGUGUUGGACUCUGCGAUUCGCAGGCGUUUCGAGAAGCGUAUCUACAUUCCGCUGCCGGAGGCGCAUGCGCGUCUCGUUAUGUUCAAGAUACAUUUGGGCAAUACGACACACGUGCUGACCGAGCAGGAUCUCAAGGAGUUGGCUGGCAAGACCGAAGGCUACUCUGGCGCUGAUAUAUCGAUUGUGGUGCGGGAUGCGUUGAUGGAGCCAGUGCGCAAAGUGCAGACAGCCACGCAUUUCAAGCACGUCUCGGGACCGAGUCCAACCAACAAGGAUCUGAUUGUCGAUGAUCUUUUGGUGCCUUGCUCGCCGGGCGAUGCCGGCGCCGUUGAAAUGAACUGGAUGGAUGUGCCCAGCGACAAGCUCUUCGAACCGCCCGUCACCAUGCGCGACAUGCUGAAGUCAUUGUCACGCACGAAACCCACGGUCAACGAGGAUGAUUUAACGAAGCUGCGCAAAUUCACAGAGGACUUUGGUCAGGAGGGUUAAACACAGCUGCAGGAUUCACAAAGAAAGAGAGAGAGAGAGCACGAGAGAGAGGGAGAAGGAGAAAGCCAGCCAACAUGAACAUGGAACACCAGCGAACCAAAACAACACCAUCAGCUAAUUCUAAUUGUUGCCUAUUGCAUAAAUCGAAAUCGAAAAAGAAAAAGAAAACCAACAAGAUCAGCCCUGGCUCUAUAUAGAGAUGGAUCUGCAAACAGAUCAAGAUUUACAUACACAUACAUACAACUAUAUAUAAACAUCUUAUAUAUCUUGUAUAGUUUCUAAACUCGUUUCUUUCUCCUUUCGUCGUCGAAUGUGUUCUGUGAGUUAAUUAGUUUAUUAUGAUUGCAAGUUUUUGUCGUAAUGCUGCUCCAGUUACAACAACAACAACAACAACACCACCACAGCCACGCCUCCAAAAAAAACACCACAACCUCCUCCUCACACACAACUAAAAGUCUUGCAGCAGCUGGCAAACUGAAAAUGAAAAAAGAAGAAACAAAUUGUAAAAGAUGUUGAUGUAUUUUUUAUACUCUUAUUGUUAAGUCGUAAACCCGAAAUGGAGCCGAAUGUUAUAUACAGAUCGAUAUAGUGUGUCUCUACGUGUGUGAGUGUGUGUGUGUGUGUGUGUGCCUGCUUGUGUAUGUGUGCCUCUGUGUGGCGCCACAUUCGAUUGCCUUCACUCCUGGUACACCAAGACUGGUCAAAUUGCCAGUUGGCCUGCUGGCCAGUUAGCCAAGUUAGCCAGUUAAUCAAACAGCGAGACACAACCAGCAAAACCAAUCUUAAUUUUAAUUGUAAACUAUCGAGAAACAACAAAUAAACGAUAUAAAAUUUAUAAACUCGUAUGGGCAAAACUGCUUGAGAUUGAAACAAAACUGCAACGCGACUCACAGAUACCCUGUAGAGACUGUCGGUCUCGAAUUGGCUUUUCAAUUUUUCUUCGAUUUGGCAUCAAACAAAAAAUAUAUAUAUUUUCAAUUGUUAAAUAAACUUAUUAUGAAUCUAA
This is a messenger RNA of Drosophila albomicans, 2534 nucleotides long. RefSeq names its product vacuolar protein sorting-associated protein 4 (gene Vps4). Gene Ontology annotation, biological process: endosomal transport; vacuole organization. The record is from RefSeq and is a predicted model, not a curated record. Gene Ontology annotation, molecular function: ATP hydrolysis activity; ATP binding. The coding region runs from base 194 to 1528 and encodes 444 amino acids. The transcript has 5 exons. NCBI's taxonomy places the organism in Eukaryota, Metazoa, Arthropoda, Insecta, Diptera, Drosophilidae.